Molecule: messenger RNA, 3153 nt
Organism: Bicyclus anynana (squinting bush brown)
Lineage: Eukaryota; Metazoa; Arthropoda; Insecta; Lepidoptera; Nymphalidae
Gene: pug
Product: C-1-tetrahydrofolate synthase, cytoplasmic
Exons: 15
Coding region: 124-2925 (933 amino acids)
Biological process (GO): tetrahydrofolate interconversion
Cellular component (GO): cytosol
Molecular function (GO): methylenetetrahydrofolate dehydrogenase (NADP+) activity; methenyltetrahydrofolate cyclohydrolase activity; ATP binding
Source: RefSeq, a predicted model, not a curated record
UUAACCGCAAGCGAAACUCCGAGGACUAGUGUGUGUAUAGACGUCAACUGAAUUGCUUGUACGAGUAUUGUAAGUAAAUAGUUUGUUAUGUUGUGACAAACAUUCGUACCGGCACUAGUAAUCAUGUGGAAAACUCAAGAAGAUUUGGAUACUGUGCUUCUAUCCAUCGAGAAUGACCUCCGUCAGCAAGUGUCGGACAUGCGCCGACAAUGGCCCAGCUUCCAGCCGCGCAUGGCGAUCGUGCAGGUGGGCGGGCGGGAGGACUCCAACGUCUACAUCCGUAUGAAGCUGAAGGCGGCGGAGAACAUCGGCAUCGUUGCUGAGCAUAUCAAGCUGCCACGAGACUGCACCCAGACUGAGCUCCUGGGCAAGCUGUCCGCUCUGAACGACUCCCCGCUGGUGCACGGCAUCAUCGUGCAGAUGCCGCUGGACUCCACGCACACCAUGGACGCCCACCUCGUCACCGACGCCGUCUCUCCACUUAAAGACAUCGAUGGAUUGAACACCAUGAAUGAAGGGCGCGUUGCCCUCGGCGAUAUGUCGGGCUUCAUCCCCUGCACGCCUGCCGGCUGUCUGGAGCUCAUCAGACGUACAGGCAUCACCAUCGCCGGCAAGACAGCCGUGGUGCUGGGUCGCAGCAGGAUCGUGGGCACGCCAGUCGCCGAGCUUCUCAAGUGGGAGCACGCCACCGUCACUGUGUGCCACUCCAAGACGAAGAACUUGAGCGAAGUGACAAAAACGGCGGAUAUCCUGGUGGUGGCAAUAGGCAAGGCGGAGCUCGUUCGCGGGUCGUGGAUAAAGCCAGGCGCAGUCGUUAUAGACUGCGGAAUCACUGCUAUCCCCGAUCCGUCAAAGAAGUCCGGCCAGCGACUGGUGGGCGACGUGGCGUACUCAGAGGCGGCACAGGUAGCGUCGCACGUGACGCCCGUGCCCGGCGGCGUGGGGCCCAUGACCGUGGCCAUGCUCAUGCGCAACACCGUCAUAGCCGCCCGCCGCCAGCUCGAGCGCUCCACCGCGCCCGUGUGGCCGCUGCAGACCCUGCGCCUCAACACGCUUUCUCCUCCACCCAGUGACAUUGUUAUAGCGCGCUCUCAAAAGCCAAAGCACAUCAGUGUUCUUGCGGAGGAAAUCGGGCUUUUCCCCAACGAGGUGUCGCAGUAUGGCAACACCAAGGCAAAAGUAUCACUUUCCGUACUGGACCGCUUGAAGGAUCAACGCGGUGGAAAGUACAUCGUUGUAGCUGGAAUAACACCGACUCCACUAGGCGAGGGCAAGAGCACCACGCUACUGGGACUAGUGCAGGCUCUGGCAGCACAUCGAGGGCGCAACGCCUUCGCUUGCAUGCGACAGCCCAGCCAGGGACCGACCUUUGGCGUCAAGGGUGGCGCUGCGGGAGGAGGCUACUCACAGGUCAUUCCUAUGGAAGACUUCAACCUUCAUCUCACGGGUGAUAUCCACGCAGUCACCGCGGCCAAUAACCUCCUAGCAGCACAGAUGGAUGCCAGAAUCUUCCACGAGUUGACCCAAAAAGACGGCCCGCUGUAUGACCGCCUUGUACCAAAGAUAAAGGGCGUCAGGAAGUUCUCUGCCAUUCAGCUCAGAAGGCUCAAGAGAUUGGGUAUCAACAAAACGGAUCCUGAUGCUUUGACGCCGGAAGAAAGGACCAAAUUCGCAAGACUGAAUAUCGAUACCUCGAAAAUCAUGUGGAACAGAGUUGUGGAUCUGAACGAUAGAUAUCUCCGCAAGAUUACAAUCGGUCAAUCGCCAACCGAGAAAGGUUUUACACGAGAAAGCAGUUUCGAUAUAUCCGUAGCUUCAGAGAUUAUGGCAGUUCUCGCCCUGGGUACCGACGUUGAGGAUAUCAAAGAGAGACUGGCUAACAUGGUGGUGGCUUUGGACAAGAGUGGUAACCCUGUCAUCGCUGAUGAUCUGGGUAUAACUGGUGCCCUGAUGGUGCUCCUCAAGGACGCGUUCGAGCCGACACUGAUGCAGACGCUGGAGGGCACGCCGGUGCUGGUGCACACGGGGCCCUUCGCCAACAUCGCGCACGGCUGCUCGUCCAUCCUGGCCGACAAGAUCGCCAUGAAGCUGGCCCGCGCGGACGGAUACGUGGCCACUGAGGCGGGCUUCGGCUCUGAUAUUGGCAUGGAGAAGUUCUUCGACAUAAAGUGCCGCGCGAGCGGGGACACGCCGCACUGCGCGGUGAUCGUGAGCACGGUGCGCGCGCUCAAGAUGCACGGCGGGGGGCCCACCGUCAGCCCCGGCCUGCCGCUGCACGACGUCUACUUGCAGGAGAAUUUGGAGUUGCUGAGCAAAGGUUUGUGCAAUUUGGGCAAACACAUCAGUAACGGAAUCAAAUUUGGAGUCCCAGUCGUCAUAGCUGUGAAUAGACACGGCAAUGACACAGAAGCGGAAUUAAACCUGGUCAAAGAGUACGCGGUGAAGAACGGAGCGUUCAGAGCAGUGAUAUGCAACCACUGGGCCACAGGCGGCGCCGGGGCGCUGGAGCUAGCUGACGCAGUGAUCGCCGCCUGCGACACGCCCUCCCGCUUCGAGUACCUCUACCCGCUGGACGUGUCUAUUGAGGAGAAAAUACAGACGAUUGCCAAGGAAAUGUAUGGCGCUGGACAGAUUGAAUAUACUGAUGAGGUUUUGGCAAAGAUUAAAGUUUUCACUGAGAGGGGCUACGAUAAGCUAGCGGUUUGUAUGGCCAAGACGUCGAACUCGCUGACCGGCGACCCGAGCGUCAAGGGCGCGCCCACGGGCUUCACGCUGCGCAUCAACGACAUCUUCGUGUCCGUGGGCGCCGGCUUCGUGGUGCCCAUGGUGGGCGAGAUAUCCAAAAUGCCCGGCCUACCUACCCGCCCUAGUAUCUACGAUAUAGAUUUGAACACGCAGAGCGGUGAAAUUGAAGGCCUUUUUUGAUUUGUAAUGAAAUUGUUAAAUAUACUCAGAAGCACAAUUAUCCACCCACUUUAAUAUACUGUCGUCAUAUUAAAGUGGGCGGAUAAUUGUGCAUCAGAGUAUAUACUAUGAAAAAAGGAAUAUGUCAAUUGUUUAAUGUGCAAUAAAAUAUGUAAUGUAUAGUUGUAAGUUGUUAAUAGUAUCAACUUAUGUUUUUUUAUGAAUUCAUUAAAUAAAUAUUUGUUUAAA